GUAAAUCAAGUAGGGUUUUUCGAGUUCUGGUUACCGGCUAGAAGAAGCCGCAAGGGACCCAAACGCUCCAUUCUCGUAUUUCGUCUAUUCUGCAGAACGUCUUCGCAUGUACACGAUUUGAAGUUAAUGGCGUUUGCAAAUCUCUUGCUCUCCCUCCUUUUGGCUCUCUCGGCGCACCUAUCUACGGCGGAGUCCAUCUAUGGAUGUGGGGGUUUCGUUGAGGCAAGCUCAGUGCUGAUCAAGUCAAGGAAACCCUAUGAUCGGAAACAGGAUUACUCGCAUGUUACCGUUGAACUUCAAACAAUUGAUGGGCUGGUGAAGGACAGGACACAAUGUGCCCCGAAUGGUUACUAUUUUAUUCCAGUUUAUGACAAGGGUUCAUUUAUUGUCAAAGUCAAGGGUCCGGAUGGAUGGUCAUGGGAGCCUGAUAAA
Messenger RNA from Phalaenopsis equestris, 432 nucleotides. RefSeq names its product nodal modulator 1-like. The transcript has 4 exons. Gene Ontology annotation, cellular component: endoplasmic reticulum membrane. NCBI's taxonomy places the organism in Eukaryota, Viridiplantae, Streptophyta, Magnoliopsida, Asparagales, Orchidaceae. The record is from RefSeq and is a predicted model, not a curated record. The annotation marks the transcript as partial.